AUGACGACGCAAGUGGGCGAGUUCCCGCGGCCGCUGUCGUCAGGGCCUCGUCCGCGCUCGGGCACGUCCUGGAGUCGCUGCGACCAGGCGGUGGCCCGCGUCGCCCCUAGUGCCACGACGACCUGUCAAGUCUGCUCCAAGCGCAUCGGUCAGGGCGAGUGGCAACUCGGGCUCAUGUUCAUUCACGUCGAGGGCUACAUGCUCAUGGAGUGGUACCACUUGCAGUGCUCCAAGUCGCUGCAGGGCAAUGGCCUCUCGGAUGUCCUCGAGACGGUGCAGAGCGAGAUGACGGAUGGCCAGAAGCAGGUGUUCCGCUUGGCUUGCCAGGAAGCUUCGGCAUAG
Hyaloperonospora brassicae is the source of this 342-nucleotide messenger RNA. Lineage: Eukaryota; Oomycota; Peronosporomycetes; Peronosporales; Peronosporaceae. The record is from the annotation of a GenBank genome assembly.